Suillus fuscotomentosus is the source of this 1530-nucleotide messenger RNA. Its product is annotated as major facilitator superfamily domain-containing protein. The transcript has 5 exons. The coding region runs from base 1 to 1530 and encodes 509 amino acids. Gene Ontology annotation, molecular function: transmembrane transporter activity. NCBI's taxonomy places the organism in Eukaryota, Fungi, Basidiomycota, Agaricomycetes, Boletales, Suillaceae. The record is from RefSeq and is a predicted model, not a curated record. Gene Ontology annotation, biological process: transmembrane transport.
AUGGCUCAAAUCCGUCGAGCCUCACAAACUUUCGAAGAAAAACAAUCAAGCGAGGGGGAGCUCAUUGAAGCAGCACCCCUACCGACACCUCUUCCAAAAACACAGCUGGCGAUCCUUCUCCUUGUUCAGAUGCCAGAGCAGCUCACAGCCUCAGUGAUAUAUCCAUUUGUGAACCAGCUAGUCAGGUCAACAGGAAUCACAGGUGGAGAUGAGCGUAAGACAGGCUACUACGCAGGCUUAAUUGAAUCUUUGUAUUAUGCAGUCGAGGCUAUCACGAUUCUGCAAUGGGGUCGCGUGUCUGACAGAAUUGGAAGGAAACCAGUGAUUCUCGUUGGCCUUUUCGGGGUUACCUUGUCUAUCGUCUCUUUCGGAUUUUCGAAUCAAUUCUGGAUGAUCAUCCUCAGCCGUUGCGCACAAGGUGCUCUCAACGGUAAUAUCGGCGUGGUUAAAUCUACCAUGACCGAGAUCACUGACGCCUCCAAUGUGGCGCAAGCAUUCGCAUGGCUACCUUUGGCGUGGGGCACUGGUUACACGCUAGGAUUCCUCAUUGGAGGGGUUCUGUCAGAUCCAGCGGACAAAUGGCCAAACUCUGUCGGACACUACCCCUUAUUCCAUCGGUAUCCUUAUUUUUUGCCAUGCAUCGUUGCCGCCAGCGUAUCGACAUUCUCCUGGCUCAUCACCUUAGUAUUUUUCAAAGAGUCGAUGCGAAGCACUGCCUCCAAAAAUAGGUCCGUGAGCCAUAGUGACAACACCAAAAAGUCGCCCAUGCGGGCCGCCACGAUCCACUACCAGCCUGGAGACACUCAGAUAGACACACUACCUCACGUGCUGGAUGAAGCGGAGAUUGCCAGCCCAGUUUCUUGUUCUCUUGAGUCUACAAGGACCGACUUUCGCGCCAUCCUCAUCCCAGGCGUCAUGAUACCAGUCUUGCACUAUGGUUUGCUGUCUUUCGUUGACCAGUGCAUGCUGGUACUAGUGCCGCUCAUGUAUUCGACAUCACGUUCACUUGGAGGGCUUGGUUUUAGUAGCAACACCAUCGGGUUGGUGAUGUCGGUUUGGAGUAUGUUGAACGGCAUGACACAGGUUUAUAUGUUUCCGCGAUUGUUACGAAAAUUUGGACCAAAGAGGUUGUAUAUUAUAAGUUUCGCCUUUUUCCUCAUAACAUUUUCCACCUUCCCGUUAAUGGGUUAUAUGGCGAAGCGCAAGAUGGAAGCAGGAAUGUGGUUGAUUCUUUGCCUUCAACUCGUUGCAUAUAUUGCUGCGUACAUCACCUAUAGCUGUAUUAUCUUAUACGUCAACAAUGGGGCGCCGAACAAGGACUUGCUGGGUGCAACAAAUGGCCUAGCGCAGAUGUUGGGUUCCCUGAUGCGUGCUGUUGGACCAACAGUGGUAUCUUCACUGUUCGCUCUAUCACUGGAGAAGGACCUCUUAGGCGGAACGGCCGUAUACUGGAUAAUGUGCACGAUCGUCAUGGUGAUACUCGGUUGUUCGACAUAUCUGCCGAAAACCCUCACCUGGACAUCGUUAUGA